Phycodurus eques (leafy seadragon) is the source of this 5459-nucleotide messenger RNA. It is a transcript of the gene kdm2ab, whose product is annotated as lysine (K)-specific demethylase 2Ab. The transcript has 22 exons. Lineage: Eukaryota; Metazoa; Chordata; Actinopteri; Syngnathiformes; Syngnathidae. Gene Ontology annotation, molecular function: zinc ion binding; histone demethylase activity; DNA binding. Gene Ontology annotation, biological process: regulation of transcription by RNA polymerase II; protein demethylation. The record is from RefSeq and is a predicted model, not a curated record. Bases 611 to 4462 code for a protein of 1283 amino acids.
AUACGCGUGUUUGUGUGUGUUGUUUGACCAGCUGAAAAUGGCGGCUCGCAGUGUCGAAUCCGUCUUAACUUUAUAGCAUAAUAAUAAACACAACGUUCCAGCACAGCGUCGGCCUCGUAACAUGUGGACAAACUUAUCCGAGCGGCUUGACACGCUCAACUUGUGAAACGUCACUCCGACUGCUGCAGUGACCUAAACGGCGUUCCAACGUAGAGGUAAAAAAAAAAAAAAAAAAAAUGCUUAGAACGCUCACAACUGCCGAUGCUAACAUCGGCUAGGUAGCUUGCGACGACUUGUCAAAGAGAUUCGAAUUGAGCUAGCCCGUAGCGCCGUGGACUUGCCAGCGCUGCUUCGGGAUAUCGCCGUUUAAACGAUCCCCCUCUCGAGGCAGCACUCGUCGAGAUGAACAAACGCGACUUCAACGUUGAUUUUGAUCGAUUUGCGGACGGGAUGCUAGCCUUAGCUUUCUGGCUUUAACGCUCGCUGUGAUGCGUAGCUAGCUUCACCACCGACAAGAACCCAAGUGUCAAAACAGAGGCAAAACACCAGAUUAUGUAGGACUUCUUUGAUUUUACGUUUCUCAUGAGACUUUGCCUGUCAUUUAGAGACUAUGGAGGAUCCUCAUACGAGGUACAGCAAACGCCUGCGUACUGGUACACGUCGGCGGUACCAGGAUGAUGGAAUCUCCGAUGAUGAAAUUGAAGGAAGACGUAUGUUCGACCUGGAUGAAAAGUUGCAAUGCAGCAGGUUUGGCUCUGACUUGGUCAAACACAUGGAGGGAAAAGAUUUUACUUUUGAAUACAUCCAGCGAGAAGGACUGAGGGAUCCCAUCAUCUUUGAGAAAGAUGAAGGCCUUGGAAUACAAAUGCCAGACUCAGAUUUCAGUGUGAGUGAUGUGAAAGUGUUUGUCGGCAGUCGACGCAUCGUUGACGUGAUGGAUGUGAACACCCAGAAGGGAAUCGAGAUGUCAAUGGCGCAGUGGCGGCGCUACUAUGAGACUCCGCCAUCGGAAAGAGAGAAACUUUACAAUGUUAUCAGCUUGGAGUUUAGCCACACCAGAUUGGAGAAUCUGGUCCAACGACCGGCUUCAGUGGACCUGAUUGAUUGGGUAGACAACAUGUGGCCCCGCCAUCUUAAGGAGAGACAGAGAGACUCAACUAAUGCCAUCAUUGACAUGCACUAUCCCAAAGUACAGAAGUACUGUCUAAUGAGUGUGCAGGGGUGCUUCACAGAUUUCCAUAUUGACUUUGGCGGUACUUCAGUCUGGUACCACAUACUCCGAGGAGGAAAGGUGUUCUGGUUGAUUCCACCUAGCCCUCAGAACCUAGAGAUGUAUGAGAACUGGGUUUUAUCAGGAAAGCAGGGAGAUAUCUUCUUGGGUGACAAGUGUCAUGAUUGCCAGAGGAUAGAGCUCAAGCAGGGCAACACCUUCAUGAUUCCCUCAGGGUGGAUCCAUGCGGUGUACACACCUGAGGACACCCUGGUGUUCGGGGGGAAUUUCCUUCACAGCUUUAAUAUUCCCAUGCAGCUCAACAUCUACAGCAUCGAAGAUCGCACUCGGGUCCCAGCUAAGUUUCGCUACCCAUUUUACUAUGAGAUGUGCUGGUAUGUCCUGGAGAGAUAUCUCUACUGCCUGACAAACGUCUCCCACCUCACCCCUGAGUUCCAGAAAUACUCCCUUGGCAUAGGCCUGACUCGAGCAGACCUUGGGACCGAAAACACAGGCGACGGUACCUCCAAUGGCAUUGACAGUGAUGUUGAAAUAAAGUCCAAGGAAUCUGAAGACGAAGAAAUCCAAACAGAAGAAAAUGGUCAAGUUAUCAGACCGCGGCAUAUAUUGACCCCAUUUGAGCUUGAGGGGCUGUGGAACCUCGUGGGGAAGCUGGAGGAAUUGCCUACAAACAAAAAGUGUGUCCCUUCUGGGAUCGAGAAUUCUGCAUCCUUACUAGAAGACAUGAGGGCUGUUUUGAAAGAGCAUGAAACGGAUACCUCCAAGCUGUCCUACACGGGAGAACCUAUUGUCAAGUGGCCCAAAAGACCGUCUUGGUAUCAACCCCCGGCACCUCCACCAGCGCCGCUUUACCGUCCCCGGUUGGUCCCUCCCCUCCACAAGCCUUUGGGCCAGAGAUCCAAUAAAUGCUCGCGAAUCUCUGCUUUGAGGCGCCGGCGAGUGCGGUGUAAGACUUGCGCUGGCUGCUGCAGGAAAGAGUGCGGUGACUGCCAAUUCUGUCUCGACAUGAGGAAGUUUGGUGGGCCCGGAAGAAUGAAGAAGGGUUGUAUCAUGAGACAGUGUCUCAUGCCUGCUUUGCCAAAUACAGCUCGAUGUGCCAUUUGUAAAGAAGGGGAAGCAGAAGAAUCACACCCAAGCACUCACACACUUAUGGAGUGCUCUGUUUGUUCACAGAUCAGCCAUCGGCGGUGCAUGAAAGAUCCUGGCGAAGGGAAAAUUAAUACAGACUUGCCGAGCUGCUGGGAAUGUCCAAGGUGUUAUAACAGGAAAGGCUCAGCAUCUGAGUCUUCCAGUGACGGGGAAAGUGAAGCGUCAGAGGACUCAACGUCCUUGCCUCCGUCCAAACUUGCCUAUCGGGAAGGUAUCGGCGUAGGCGAAAGGGGGACACGGGGUCGACGUGGCAGAUCCGUAUCACGACCCACAGUCAGACCCACAGCCCCGCCACCCUCUCAGAAACUGCUAAUGCAGCAUCAACAGAGCCGCAAAAGAGCAAGUCUACUGGAGCUUCGACUCAAGAAAAGGAUAAAACUAGAGCGCAGCAAAAUCCUUGCACAAAAACAAGUAAUGGAGCGUGCCAAGUUACAGUCCCGCCUGCGUUCUCCAGUGAGCACACUAUCUCAGGGAAGAGGUCGGGGCACCUCCUGGCCAAGUGGCUCCUCUUAUGGCAGCUCUUCCAGAGUGAUUGGGUCCCUCCAGCAACAUUCUUCUCCUGGUCUGACCUUUGAACCCAAGGGAGAAUCCCAUAGAGGGCGGGGGAGAGGGGUGAGGCUUCGCGGAGGAGGAGCGGGUAGAGCAAUCACAGGUGGUAGGUACCAUCAGGUGUUAGAAGAGGAGAGUGAAGACAGUAGCAGCAGUAGCACCAACAGCAGCAGCUCUGAAGAUGAGGAAGAGAAGAGGGUGCAAAAUGGUGGACCAGCAGUAGAUAAAGAGAACCAGCCACAGUCGAGACGAGGAGGACUAGCAGCCAAAGACAGAAAAGAGGAAGAGCGGCGGGAGGGCAUCCAAAAUUGUACGGAGGAUGGUGGUGAUAAGAUUGAGCAGGAUACGGAUGGCUCAUUUGGUAAAGUGACACUCCAAAGGCCAAUCAAGGACAUGCAGGAGUCUUCAGCCAUUGUUCCCAAACUGGAGGCAAUCACCCCUCAAUCUGCCGCUUCAGCAACACACAGCCACAGCAAAACCCUCUUGAGGCCGCCUAUCAGAAACCUCAAUAAACAUUCCAGCAGGCAUGUGCCAGCAAUCACCCACAGUGGGCACGCGCGCACCUCCCAUUACACAGGGGAGCACAACGUCGCCAAAAGAAAAACGUCGACCAGUGCAUCUAAGCUGAGCAAUGGUGGCUCCUCGUCUUCAUCCUCUGAAUUUCCACACCAUCGCAUUCCUUUAUCCGCCCUGCAGGAGGCUGACAGGGAGGGCAGUAGCAGUGGGCCGGACUGUCAGAGGGAAGUCUGGGUGUCUGUCUUCCGCUACUUAAGUCGAGCAGAUCUCUGUGUGUGUAUGGCUGUCUGCAAGAACUGGUACAAAUGGUGCCUCGACAAGCGGCUUUGGGCUCAGAUCGACCUGAGCAUCAAACGCACCAUCUCCCCUCAGGCGCUAACGGGCAUAAUAAAGCGACAACCUGCUUCCCUUGAUCUUUCCUGGACCAGCAUCUCCAAAAAACAACUCAGUUGGCUUGUUGGCCGCCUUCCAGGUCUGAAGGAUCUGAUGCUGGCAGGCUGUUCCUGGACAUCAAUUUCAGCACUCUGUUCUUCUGCUUGCCCUCUACUCCGUUCUCUGGACGUGCGGUAUGCAGAUGGGGUUAAAGAUGCUCAGAUCAGGGACCUGGUCACUCCUCCAGGCUGUGACAACCGCAGUCAGUUGAGGACCAUGCAGUGUUUGCGACUUGCCGGCUUGGACAUCAGUGACUCUACCCUGCGCCUGGUGAUCCGCCACAUGCCCCACUUAACAAAACUGGACCUUUCCCACUGCAACAGCCUCACUGAUCACUCCAUCAACCUGCUGACUGCGGUGGGUUCGUCCACCCGGAACACACUAACAGAACUCAACUUGGGAGGGAGCAGUAAACUCACAGACACGUGUCUGAAGUAUCUCCGCCGCCUGUCCUGCAUAUCACUACUCGAUCUGCGAGGCUGUAAAGACGUCUCCCGCAAAGCGUGCGAGUCUUUUAUCUCAGAGUUAUCAGUCAACACGCUCUACUGUCUAUCGGAUGAAAAACUGAUCCAGAGGAUAUCCUAAAGCUCGAUUUUAAAAAGAUGCAGAAAAGCAAGGAUGCUCAUGUACACCGGCACCACAGCGACGCAGGGAUGAGGUCCUUACUGAGAACGCUUACUCACUUAUCUGCUGUUGGUGAAAGGGACAGUUUAUCCAAAAAGAGACUCAGGAGUCCUUAUUUUUGUUUUUGACUUACAUUUUGAGGGACGGGGAGAACAUAGGUCAUUAAUUAGUUGUUGUAGACUACACAGCCAUUUUGAAUUUCAGCUUCAAGUUGAAUCUUGUCACUUUUUGCUUUCAUUUUGAUGAUGCCGUUUUGCUUCCCGCACGGCGGCUGUGGCUUGCUAUUCGUUGAAACAAAAGUCAAAUUCUGAAAUGGAAAGUUUUCAUGCCUACUUACCAAGUAAACACCUUUAAGUUUAGAAUGAAGAGUGUCAUCAAUAUGGCAACUAGAUCCUACCGCAUUGGGAUGGGGGAAGUGUUCAAUGACAAGCCAAGGAGCGGGUGUCACAUAAUGGUGCAUUUCAGACCACCAUUUGACAUCAGGUGCUAUUAUUUCCAAACUCUUCUUCAUUUUUGUACAGAGACUGUUUAGAAAAAUCUAGGUAUAUCCUUUCUUCUCACCUCUUUUGAUAUAUUUUUCUGGGAUGAAAAUUUUUCACAGAAUUUCAUGUAUGUAGAGAUGUAUAAUUUGUUUGUGUGGUUGGUGGGUGGGUGGGGGGGGGGGGGGGGAUUGUUUUGUCUGUUUCUUUGCAUUCAUCAAGUUCAAACUUUUCCCACUACAAACUCCUGGCAGAGACUACUCCUGUGGCCCCGUGUCUCCAAAUGAAAAUAUCUACUUCUGUGUAAAUGUUUUUCCCUCUUAUAAGUCUUAAAAAAUGGGGAUCCUUGUAGCAUUGUAAUUAUUUUGGGAUGUUUUUUUUUUUUUUUUUUUUACUUUACGUUGUAUGUAUUAUUUUUCAAGAAAAAUAAAAAACGAAUCUCAGCGGGCACUGUGUUCAUAUUUCCUUUUCUGUACGUC